Cannabis sativa is the source of this 1937-nucleotide messenger RNA. Its product is annotated as GATA transcription factor 24. Gene Ontology annotation, molecular function: protein binding; zinc ion binding; sequence-specific DNA binding. The transcript is spliced from 10 exons. The record is from RefSeq and is a predicted model, not a curated record. Lineage: Eukaryota; Viridiplantae; Streptophyta; Magnoliopsida; Rosales; Cannabaceae. Gene Ontology annotation, biological process: regulation of DNA-templated transcription. Bases 302 to 1315 code for a protein of 337 amino acids.
AAAAAAUUGAGUCACGCCUCGCCUUGCAAAUGCAAAUCCAAAUCCGAGUGCUAAUUUUGGGUAGUUUUGUCUUUCCUCCCUAUCCAAUCCAAUCAUUGUUCCAACCACCUUCUUCUUCUUCUUCAUGCUAGCUUCUUUUCACUUCACUUGGUCAAUUUCUCUCUCUCUUCAUGAUUUCCCUCCUAUGGAACAGGUUGCUGGAAACACUUGCUAAUUAUUAGGGUUUUGGUUUCUGUUAAUUCUAAGAGAGCUUUCUUAGGGUUUCAAGGACAGCUGCAGUGGUUUUUUUUUUCUUCUCUACAUGGCGGCUGCCAAUCCACAACCUCUGCAAGCCCGACCAUUUGAGGACCACAUGCGGGGUCCUAUACCUGUAGACGAAGACGAUGACGAAGAUGAGUAUGAAGAUGGUCGUAGUAAUGAUAUCGAUGAUGCCAUGGACGACUUGGAAGAGACCCAUAUGAAUUCGGUCAACGUUGUGGCCAGCCAUGGAGGUGUGGUUAUGGCUUCCAGGACUAGUGAGCUCACUCUUUCUUUCGAAGGGGAGGUGUAUGUUUUUCCUGCUGUUACGCCUGAAAAAGUGCAAGCCGUGCUCUUGCUACUUGGGGGACGUGAUGUACCAACUGGUAUACCUACAGUGGAAGUGCCUUACAAUCAAAAUAACUGGGGUGUAGCUGUUGUCGACGCUCCAAAGCGCUCGAAUCUUUCGCGAAGAAUAGCCUCCCUUGUUCGGUUCCGUGAGAAGAGGAAGGAGAGAUGUUUUGAGAAGAAAAUUAGGUACACUGUACGUAAAGAGGUUGCACAGAGGAUGCACCGGAAGAAUGGGCAAUUUGCAUCUUUAAAAGAAAAUUCUGGAACUUCUGGCUGGGACUCGUCACAAACUGGCCCUCAAGAUGGCACUAUUCGUCCAGAAACUGUUUUGCGGAGAUGUCAACACUGUGGUGUUAGUGAGCAUAAUACACCUGCAAUGCGUCGUGGACCAGCUGGUCCUAGAACGUUAUGUAAUGCGUGUGGUCUAAUGUGGGCAAAUAAGGGAACACUGAGAGAUCUCAGUAAGGGGGGGAGAAACCUUUGUACUGAUCUUGUAGAAUCUGAAACACUACUUGAUGUCAAGCCUUUGGUUGUGGAAGGAGAAUUUUCAGGCAACCAGGAUGAGCAUGGAACUUCUGCUGAAGAUCCUUCUAAGAUAGUUACUGAAGGUUACAAUGACCGUUCUGUCAACCCUGCCGAGGAAGAUUUACAUGGAGCCACUGAAGAUUUUGCAAAUACCUUGCCCAUUGGAAUCAUGCAUUCUUCGGUCAACGAUGAUGAUCAGUAAUAGAUAGAUAGGCUGAUCAAUAUACUCGAAAAAGUGGAGUCAUCACAGCAAGACCCGCAUUCAGUAUUGCGUAGAGCAAUUUGAAUGAUAAAACAGCUCCUUAAUGUUGAGGUUUUGGGAUCUGCAGGAGCCUCUGGACGAGCUUCCUAAUCCUUCAGAUACGGACAUAGACAUCCCGACUAACUUUGAUUAGAAGGUGAUGAUUGUUCUUUUGAGAAUGAUGUCAGGAGAUCUGGAUAGUAGUUGAGCGAUCACAUUUAGCACAUCGCUCGUGUUAUUAUUGUGCAGCGUACAUGUCAUAGUAAAAAUAGUCAUUACAGGGAAAAUUGAAGGAUUAAGUUGGCUUAACUACAGAUAUAUCUGGUUCAUGUUCAAAUUCAGCGAUCUUUACCAUUCAACGAUACGGCUACUUCUAGCUGACAUUAGAAUAUGGAUGGAUGGAUGGAAAGCAUCCUUGUGUCCAUUUUGUAUGUGUGUAAGUUUGGUAGAAGAUAUACAUGAGUGCUUAUCUUACCAUUUUUAAAAUGUAAUUUUUUUAGGGAUAUUUUGUGUUCUUUUUCAUUUCAUUGUAUAAUUCGUAUUGUAUACAUAUAUAUAAAUAUAUUGCAGUAGCUGAUUCAAA